GAAGAAAUCUCCCUUCCUCGACUGAACCAGAACCCUACUGCCGCGGCGCUUCCCCGGCUGCCCAGCUCCUGGCCAUCCCCCGGACUCUUCAUCAUCUCCCCUAAAUCCCCACGCCGAUCGAUCUCCAAGAUUUCCCCGAGCGAUUCCAUCUCCCCAAUCAGAAUUCUAUUCGCCUGAAUCGGAGCAGGACUGCCCCCGUCCCGUCGUCAUGGGCGGCUGGAACCGCAUCUCCAGUGCCGGUGGUCUGCUGAAGCCGCUCGCCGGCGUCCCUUUCCGCUCCAUACCCGGCGCCGGCGCCGCCUACUUCAUCGUCGGCUCCGCGCUCGGGGUCUUCGCGAUGCUGCACGCCUCCGAGUCCGAGGUCGGCCGCGAGUGGGCCUCCGCCGCGCACUGGGCCGCCCUGUCCCGCUCCGUGGGCGCGCACCACGUGCUCGUCGUAAUGUCCCUGCUCUUCCUGGGCGCCAUGGUCUGGCGACUCGGCAAGCGCUGCGACGCGGUGGAGGGGCUCGUGGGGAGCGCGGGCGCCACGGUGCAAGCGGUGCGCGUCAGAGGCGUCGUCUGCACCGUGUGUGGGAGUGGGACGAAGGCGCGGGCUCUCAACAAAGGCAGCUCGGCCCACACCGUGGAGCGCCCCCGCUCUGGCAGCUGCUCCGACAAGCCUGUUUCGAGGUCGCUGGCUUUUGAGCUGGAGCAGGAGGCCAACACGGAGGAUGAGGACAUCGAGAGCGAGGUGAACGGCGCGGAGGAGGGCAACGUGGAGCGGCUCAGGCGGCGGCUCGUGCGGGAGAGGAGGCUGAAGGAGGCGGCGCUAGAGGAGCUGGAGAAGGAGAGGCGCGCGGCGGCCUCUGCAGCUGAUGAGGCCAUGGCCAAGAUCGCGUGCCUGCGGAACGAGAAGGCGCUGGUGGAGCGCGAGGCCAAGCAGUUCCGGGAGAUGGUGCAGCAGAAGCAGAUGUACGACCGGCAGGUAAUCGAGUCUCUUCAGUGGAUGAUCAAUAAGUUCGGCAUGCAAUCCGGGGAGCCAGAGUUUUCAUCCGAGCAAGCCGUGUCAGAGACAAGCGAGGACGACCGAGACAAGCGGUUGUAGAUCCUGCUUCCUGGUAGCUCAAUGGAGCAGAAACGUUGGCCUGAAGCUGGGGAAGUUCUUGACAGUUCAGGUUCUUCAUUUUGUAUGGCAUUCAGCAGCCAUAUAGGGCCUCCCAAUGCCCAAAUUUUGAUAGCUGGUGCUGCUGUGAGAUUACUCAAGCAGACAAAGCUCUGCAGAGAUAUAUGUAAUAUCCACCUGUAAAUAUACCAUCCUUUGCAAGCUCCUAAGAUGUGAUUAAUAAUCGUACUAGAUGCUUCAA
This is a messenger RNA of Triticum urartu, 1343 nucleotides long. RefSeq names its product protein FLOURY 1. The record is from RefSeq and is a predicted model, not a curated record. NCBI's taxonomy places the organism in Eukaryota, Viridiplantae, Streptophyta, Magnoliopsida, Poales, Poaceae.